Molecule: messenger RNA, 1216 nt
Organism: Bombus huntii
Lineage: Eukaryota; Metazoa; Arthropoda; Insecta; Hymenoptera; Apidae
Product: mpv17-like protein
Exons: 4
Coding region: 188-823 (211 amino acids)
Cellular component (GO): cytoplasm; membrane
Source: RefSeq, a predicted model, not a curated record
GUCCCGGCGAUUGCCAGUAUGCGCGUGUUUCCCUAGUAGUGAAUCAUUUCCAGAUGUAUCGACCUUAUAGAAUUGUUGUUUCAUACAAGUCCGCGGUGCAGCGAGCUUUCUCGCGUCACAUUCAAACAAACCGCGGUAACAUUAUCAACUUUUUAACUUCUUAUCAAAAAAAGUGAUUACUGCAAAAAUGCGUCUUAUUUUUAUAAAAAUCCGCGAGGUAUCGAAAAAAUAUCCGAUUGUAAGAGGAAUGGUUUCUUAUGCUGUCAUAUGGCCGACUGGAAGUUUAAUACAACAAAAAUUAACAGGACACGACGAAUUAAAUUAUAUGCAAGCAUUAAGAUUUAGUUUAUACGGUGGGUUUUUUGUAGCUCCAACACUAUAUUGUUGGAUGCGGUGCUCUUCAUACUUUUGGCCAAAGUCAGACCUGAAGUCUGCAAUUACCAAAGCUUUAAUAGAACAAGUCACAUAUGGUCCUACUGCAAUGUGUUGCUUCUUUUUUGGUAUGAACUUACUUGAAAUGAAACCAGUGGCUGAAUGUAUUGAAGAAGUCAAACAUAAAUUUUGGCCUACUUACAAAGUCGGUGUUUGUGUAUGGCCCAUUUUACAAACAAUCAACUUUUUUUUUGUCCCAGAACAUAAUCGUGUAAUUUAUGUAAGUUUUUGUAGUUUAAUCUGGACAUCUUUCCUUGCAUAUAUGAAAGCUUUGGAAGCAAAGAACUUACAAGAUUUAAAAAGUGACAAUAAUUUAAAACACAAAAGUCAAAAAAGUAUCAAUGUUGAUCAAAAAGAAGAUAAAAAUGAAAGGUUAUCCAUUAUACGAUAAAGAUUUAUAUGACAGUUAUUUAGCACAAUUGAUUAACUUACAUACAUGUACAUGUAUACAAUAUGUACAUGUAAAUAUAUCUGUAUAACAAAUUAUACUGCACAACAAGGUCAGUUACAAUACCUGUUGUCUACAGUACAAAAUGAACUAAAAGAUUUAAUUAUGCAUAUAUAUAUAUGUAGAUAAUAUGUUUGUAUUAUAAUAGGUAUAGUUAAAAAUUGAUAACAGUUCAAAAUCAUGAAGGUAUGAAAGACAUAAUUUUAUUGUUAAAUUUUCGAGUGAUAUUUAUUGUGACACUGUUGAUAAUAACUUAUUUAUUGUUAAUAAAUAAUAAAAAAUAAAUGAUUGUUAAACAACCAUCGUCAAAAUAAAUUUUCAUAUUUUAGUUUUAAA